ACGGAUAAGAAAACACAAUAUAACUAAUUAACCUUUGAGAUAAGCAUAGAUUAACUCAAUGGCAGGGAAGGUUGAGAAAGUGCUUGCGAUAGUGAUGCUUGCAAUGCUUCUGUUUUCGGAGCAUUUCAUGGCUGCUAAUCAUGAAAUUAAAACAACUGAAGAUAACUCUACUAUUAGCCCUUUCUGCUUAGUAAAAUGUUUAUUUGGAUGUAGGGGGUUGGCACCUGCAAAAGCAGCCAUUUGUGCAGUUCAAUGUUUGGUUAAGUGCGCUAUCCAAGAUGAGGCCAAUAUAGCUGAAACUAAGGGCAUAAUAGGUGAGACUGCAUACAACCAGUAUGAUGUUGGAUGUGCCCUUGGCUACUGCUCUGAGUUCCUGUUGAAUUAUGAUGAGAAGAGGUUCAACUGCUGCAUGGAAUAUUGCCGCGAGGGCAAAAUGACCUGUCCUGUUGAGGCUGCACCUUGAAGAAAUGGUUGCCCUAAAAUUAUGUAAAAACUAUCGCCUCAUCAAAUGGAAAUACACUACUGUUUCUACUUCCAGUGUUUAAUUAGUAGUAAUAGUAGUAGUAAAUAAGUGAGGCAUGUUACGUACUCUUAUGUUUUGUAAUCUUUAUGCUUUUUAAUAAUGUAAUCUGUCUGUGUGCAGCCAAUGCAUACGCGCGACGCUAGCUACUACUUUUUAUCUACUAAAAGAGGAGUAAUUUAUUUUC
Molecule: messenger RNA, 707 nt
Organism: Nicotiana attenuata
Lineage: Eukaryota; Viridiplantae; Streptophyta; Magnoliopsida; Solanales; Solanaceae
Exons: 2
Coding region: 59-463 (134 amino acids)
Source: RefSeq, a predicted model, not a curated record